Thermochaetoides thermophila DSM 1495 is the source of this 2835-nucleotide messenger RNA. RefSeq lists its product as uncharacterized. NCBI's taxonomy places the organism in Eukaryota, Fungi, Ascomycota, Sordariomycetes, Sordariales, Chaetomiaceae. The record is from RefSeq and is a predicted model, not a curated record. The transcript has 4 exons. The coding region runs from base 1 to 2835 and encodes 944 amino acids.
AUGGAGCCUGCUGCCAGGGGCAGGUCCCCUGGGUUGGCGCGCGUCACACAGAAAAAACUAGGCGGAAACACUGUCGUUAACAUUCCCUAUCGCCCUCGGAAAGAUGCAGCAUACUUGCGGAAGACUGCAGCUGUUGGGUUAGAGCCCGCACAGAAACUGAAGACAGCGAGGACAGCAGCAACUCCAACGCCGACGCCAUCGUGCAUCUCGUCCUCCCCAACGCCAUCAUCGACCCGUGACUAUACUUCGAGCCCACACCCCUCAGCCUCGGUAGAUGCAUUAUCGCUUUCCGGAACUACCCCUCCGAGCAGCCCUACCAUGGCUAGUUUUUCCCGUGGCCUGAAAACUGCGACACCCGACUCUCUCAAGCCCUCUCGUCCUCACCUCAUCCUCACUGAUACGCUGGGAAAAUCGACCCCUAAAGACAGUGAUGACGAAGGAAAGCCUCGGGAUCAGUCUUUUCGCAGGCACCACCGAAACAUUGGUUCCAUUGACUCCAUCUUGUCCUCAACGACCUAUGUGAAUACUCAUUCUGAGUGCAGCCGAUCCGAAUCUCGAUUCUCUCAGGAUAUUGCCACUGAGACGGAGGAUUCAGACAACGAAACUCCCCCAGCGUCUCAGUAUCAUCCCUCAGAUCAUGUUGGCAAUGUGACACAUACGCCCCGUGCUAGUCAUAGCUCUGGUUCGAGCAUGAGCUGGAAUUCUGAAGGGCAAGGGCAAAGUGUCACGGAGGAGGAGGAACGACUAAUCGAUGAGAUCUCAUCCUGGGUCUUGAGGAACACAUUUGGGAAAGAUAUAGAUGACUGUGCAUCUCCCUACCUUGUUUGGGACUGCACUUAUCGUUACAUUCAAGAACUCGAGGCUGCUGCCAAUGAAGGGCACUUGGGGUUUGUUCAAGCAACAUCUGGCCAGGAAUCUCCAUCUUCCUAUGGAGGCGGCGGUACUCCGGGUUCCAGCAAUAACGAUAAUCAUUAUGGUGAAUUCUGUGGAAAGGGUAAGAGAAAGGCGGAUGGAGGUAGUGAUGAUGGCAAUGGACCGGCAGACCGGGACAAUCAGAGAGAUGAAGAUCGAGACAAAUCCUCGACUCCCCCUCCGUGGAGCAGCAAAAUGAACAUCACCAACUACAGCUGUCCGUAUCGGAAACGCAAUCCUCUUCGUUUCAACGUUCGCGAUUACUAUGUCUGUGCAACUCACUCGUUUGCCGAUAUGUCACAGCUCAAAAAGCAUAUCCGUGCUCAUCAUCCGCCCGUCCAAAGAAAUGCUGGCCCAUUCGGUUGCCCUCGAUGUCUCCAGGGCUUUGCUUCCAAGGCCGACUUCGACGCUCAUCUUCGCAGGCCAGACCCGUGCGUUCUGUCUUCUGACAGGAAUCUUUCGGACCCAGAGGAUGGUAUCACCCAAAAGAUCAUCUCGUCCCUUGAGGCGAGGAGCAUGAAAAAUAAGAUCGACAAUUGGCGUUCCUUAUGGAAGCUUCUUUUCCCUUGUGACGCAGACGACAGCAUCCCAGAUCCAUAUUUCGUUCCCGUCAUGGAAAUCUUUGACCUGAUCGAUGAGUCAAAGAAGUUCCUUCACCAGCUGAGGGACCUCUUGGAGCUCCAGUACAGACAUGUCCUCAGUGGCGCCAAUCAAGCCUUGGGCAUUGACCUCAAGAUUCGCCAAGGUCUCGAAAAGAGUGUGAACACCAUCUAUAGAUGGAUCGAGACUGUAGUAGAUACUUGGGAAAAGAACAAAGUAGGGACGGCAUCUCCUUUUACCAAAACCCUCAUUGAACGUGCUACCUCCUCAGAGAGCAGCAUCGGUUCUACCCCGAAGCUCCUCCCACCUUCGCCGGCGCCAACACCAACAGUCGCUGCCCAGGCCGGAAGUUCUAAUCCUGCAGCAAAUACAACAACAGCUAGUGGUGAGAGUCCCAGUACAAGUGGAUCCGCUGGUUUUGAGGGAGCUUCGCUGCCUGCUCGAAGGAGGCCAAACCCUCCUCCUAAACGGAUCAAGAGAGCGGAGCUCCUCCCCAAGUUACCACCAACACAAAUACCAAUCCCUAUACAGAGGGCUCGUACUCCACAAGCUCAAAGGACCACAGCCACUCCCAUUCGGCCAGCUCGCCCUGUGCUCCCGAGCCAAGCAAUGCCGGCGCAGACGACGACCGCGGCGAGCCUUAACCCCGUGCCUGCAUUCCAGCAAACCUGGGAACCGCCCGCCGUGACGAUGGCCAACACGUAUCCUAUUGCUACAGUCUCUUAUAGCGCCCCGAGCGAGACCCUACAACACCCUUCUUUGGCGCCAACGCACUACUCCCCCAUGGACGUGCAGCAACAUCAACAUCAACUCGAAGUUCAGCCGUUCAUGAGUUCGGAACAGCAAGGAGACGUCAUGCAUGCUGACAGCAUGCAGAGAGAUCUCGAUGGGUUCCGGUCCUCGACAUCGACUCUCCAUGCGAGCCAGCUAAUAUCGACGACUCCACGUUCUUCCCUCACCAGUCUUCAAUGGAUGAGAGAUAACCGAGAUUCGAGCCAGACAUUGGUCGAAGCCCACCCACCUGGACGGUGUCGUAACUUGUUUUGCCCCAGCUGCAACAAGACGCUCCCCGACGAUUUGACGAUGCAGUCUCCGACCGGCUUGCAUCCUGUUACUACUGGUGCUCCUAACCAUCAUUCUUUCCACACAUCGGGCGGUUUAGGCCCGCCGUUCACUACUGCCCCCGGGACGGGGGAUAUCCCCAGCUUCGCUGAGCCAGUGACGGCCUGGGGAUUUGACGCUACCGCUGGAACACUGCAUGGCGGCGGCGGUAAUGGUAAUCUAUUUGGUGGUGGCCAUCACGGGCCGCAAGAGGGCUAUUAA